CUCACUUUCGAAUAGGAGAGUCAGCGCGGGAACCGUGCUUGGGGCGGUCGGGGCUAGCACUUGCUGUCAGAUGAGCAAGCCCUGGCUUCCCUUACCUGCAGCAGGAGAAAGGUGGUCUUACUGAAGAAGGCUGUUCCCAAGGUUGCUGCCCACUUGUUCCCCUCUAGAACUUCUGUGGUGAUGUCUACUCCGGAGGCUGAUUUAUCACUGUUUAUUCCUAUUAUACAAACCAAUCCCUUAGCAUGGAAAAUGAGACAAAAUGCGAGUGGCUUUGCACCCUUAAACCAGAAAUAUGGACAGAAUGAUAAGGAAGAAUACAAUGAGGGUGAUGCUCUUCAUCGAGCGUUAGAGCACAUCAGGACUGUGAAGGAAAAAGGAGCAGUGGAGGAGAGACACUUGCAAACUGUGGAAGACAUUGCUUGGAAGUCUGGGUUAGCACCCGAAGACAUUGACACACUGUUAGACGUGGCACUGAGUGGUCCGUUUGACCUACCCAUCCUGCUCCAAUAUCUCAUCCCAACUGCCUUUGGCCUUGUUCAGCAUCCAGCCGAUGGACCAACUCAGUGGGUUCCCAAUCCCACCGCAGAUCACUGCUGGGCAACAGCUGAAGCGGUAAAAACUCGGAUGUUGAAGUGCCUCAUUCCAGCAACUCUGAUACCUGAAAGUGCUGUGGUUAGAGCUUUCUCCAGGCUCUGUGCUAGCAAUUGUUCCAAUAACACAAAGGUACUCUUUUUUCGAUGGUUGAUUGCAAUGUUUGACUUCAUUGAUGGUAAGGAGGAAAUGAACUCUCUCUAUGGCUUCUUUUUUUCCUUUCUGCAAGAGGAAACUAUGAGUUGUUACAUCUGUAACUUCUUGUAUCUGCUGACCAAGAGGGAGAAUGUCAAACCCUUUCGUGUGAGGAAAUUGCUUGAAUUCCAGUCCAAGGUGGGGAUGCAGCCUUACCUCCAGGCUUUGUUGUCAUUGUACAGAUCCUUUUGCCCCGACUUGAUUACCAUUUCUUUACCUCCAAAAAGGAAGUUCUACUUUAAGACAACAGAUAGCAUUUGGCAGGCAGCCGUCUGUAUUGUGAAGGAAAGAAAUCAGAAAUCCCCAUUACCAUCUGUGAAACUAACUAUUGGCACAGCUUAUAGCCACCCUCAAAAAAAGAAAUGGAAUUCUGGCUGUGUUAUCCCAAUGCCCACCAGCAGUCACGUCAGCAAGGAAGAGCAGGACGAGGAAGGUGACUCAUCCAGCCUGGAAGUGAUGCUUAGUGGUCAGAAAUCCUUUCCUUUAGAGCAGCUCCACACGUUCUCCCAGCUCUUGGACAACAUCCAGGACGUUGAGCUUCCAUCCCAGAUGUGCUCAGUGCUCAAGAGUGCUCCGUUACUACACUAUCUGAACUGUAUCCAAGAUGAGACCGUCUGGCUGCGGCUUUCUUACUGGAUGAGUCAAGAGUUAAAAGAAGGAUGUACUUGGUGCAAGGUCAGUAAUUACACAUCUGAAGAAGAGUUCAGGAAGUUUCUGGACAUUAUCAUCAGCGCACAGUGUUUCUUACAGGAGGGCUUUCCUUCCAGUGAGGUGUUCCUGUAUAAGAGCCUGCCUUUGUGGGAUGGCAUCUCUUGUCGAACAGAAUACCUGCAGCUUCUCAGCUGGAUUCCCCUGGGGAAUUUCUCUGAAAUCAAGCCGCUUCUCUGUGACUCCCUGACGCAGCUCUUCUUUACAUCCUCCAUUUAUCAUAAGUGCAGUGUUCUUUAUAGCCUGAAACAGUUGCUGGAGAACUGGCUGUUGUGGCAUGCUAUGAAGGUCAGCAUGAAGUCCACGCUGAGCAUUUCUGCGGACACUCCCAUGAUUGCCCUGAACUCUGUGAGUGAGCUGAUCUACUACGUGGGAUGGCUGUCCACGAUUGCUCUGCGAUUGGAGAAAAACAGUAGUUUCUUACUUCACUUUAUUUUGGAUUUCUUUGAGAUGGUGUCUGACAUGUAUCUCAAUUAUAACCUUCCAUUAGUGGUGAUAUUUCCCCGUGGGGUCUUCUAUCCAGCACUGCUCACCUCAGACAGCAUCGCCCUCAACCGUCUCUGUUAUAUUAUGUACAGGUAUCGUGUCAACCUGACUGCCUCCAAGGAAAAUGCACUGAUAUACCAGGAGAGGCUGAAGUUCAACAAAACCUACCAAGAAUUUAAUGAAUAUGUGACCGCCUUGGUGGACUGCCUGUGGACAUCCACAUCCUUUGAGAAAGACCACUAUCUCUACAUAGAUCCUCAGAUCCUAGAAAAGACUAAAAUACGGGAAUAUAAGAAAAGUUUAAAUCUAAUUAAUCAUCCAGCCUUACUGCCCUAUUCCAUCAACUUUCUGCUUCAGGUAAAAGGAUGGCCAAACGAAAAGGAACUUUCUUUGUCUUCCAUUCAGAAAAAGAAAUGGAACUGGUACUUGGACUAUCUCCUUUUGGAGGAGCUGCAUGGCCUUCACCUUUUCAUGGAGAGCAGCCUCGACAUUGCUGACAGUGCCUCAUCAGCCCACACACACCCUGCUCACAAGACGCCAAAGACUUGCAUGUCAGAGCCCGUUUGAGCUUAGCACAAAUGCAGCUCACCACACGGCCUUCCUUGGGUUUCCAACAGACUGUCAUCAGCAAGAGUAGGAAAGGAACACUCAAAGGAGCCUUUAGUGACCAGGGAGGGAUUUGAUGUAGAUGGCUUGAUUUUUAAAUCAGGAGUUGAUUUCUUCACUUCCUUAGUGAAAAUAUUUUAAUGAAUAGUGGGCACUUAAUUCAGUUCAUCUCUCUUUCCUCCCCACCCCCUUCCU
This is a messenger RNA of Phascolarctos cinereus (koala), 2781 nucleotides long. NCBI's taxonomy places the organism in Eukaryota, Metazoa, Chordata, Mammalia, Diprotodontia, Phascolarctidae. The record is from RefSeq and is a predicted model, not a curated record.